AUGCAGCCCAAAAACGAACCCAACGGAGGGAGGAUCAAACGAAGAAAAAGGCCUCGAUCUGAGUCGCAGACUCCCCCCAAUCGAAGUAAAACUAAGCGGGCCAGAAAUGCUUUGGCAUCGGCUGGCUCGUACAGCGACACUUUGAGGGGUAUCCGACUGGCUGUCAUCCAAAGAGGACAUCCAGAUACAACCCUAGACCAAGCACAAGGAGACUUGGUACAAGAAACUCUUCCGGAAAGGCUCUACGCUACCCCUUCAGGCAGUGGAGGAGCACCACAGUUCCACAGAACAUCGUUUAGCGCAGGGGUCAUUUGGACUUCUUCAGCUCCAGAAUACGAAACUGAAGACGCCGGACUGGCUUUUAAUGAGCAGGAAAAUUGA
Molecule: messenger RNA, 381 nt
Organism: Psylliodes chrysocephalus
Lineage: Eukaryota; Metazoa; Arthropoda; Insecta; Coleoptera; Chrysomelidae
Source: the annotation of a GenBank genome assembly